GGAAUCCCCGGCUUCUGGGGCGACGAGUAACCGGGCCGGGCGCCGAGUGUGCGGGCCGGGAAGGAGCGGAGAGCGGCUCCUCGGGCGCCGGGCUCCAUCGGCCGCCGCAGCCCCGCGGGGAGCCCUUCCGUGCGGGCCCGCGGGCACCCUGCUGUGGGCACCUGCGGGGCGCGCGGCAGCAUGAAGGUCACGUCGCUCGACGGGCGCCAGCUGCGCAAGAUGCUCCGCAAGGAGGCGGCGGCGCGCUGCGUGGUGCUCGACUGCCGGCCCUACCUGGCGUUCGCCGCCUCAAGCGUGCGCGGCUCGCUCAACGUCAACCUGAACUCGGUGGUGCUGCGGCGGGCGCGGGGCGGCGCGGUGUCGGCGCGCUACGUGGGGGAUAUGAGACCUUCUAUUCAGAAUAUCCUGAGUGUUGUGUGGACGUAAAGCCCACGUCACAGGAGAAGAUCGAAAGUGAGAGAGCCCUCCUUAGCCAGUGUGGAAAACCCGUGCUGAGCGUCAACUACAGGCCAGCCUAUGACCAGGGCAGCCCAGUCGAAAUCCUUCCCUUCCUCUACCUUGGAAGUGCCUACCAUGCAUCCAAGUGCGAGUUCCUCGCCAACCUGCACAUCACAGCCCUGCUGAAUGUCUCCCGCCGGACCUCAGAGGCCUGCACAACCCAUCUACACUACAAGUGGAUCCCUGUGGAAGACAGCCAUACCGCUGACAUUAGCUCCCACUUUCAGGAAGCAAUAGACUUCAUCGACUGUGUCCGGGAAAAGGGAGGCAAGGUCCUGGUCCACUGUGAGGCUGGGGUCUCCCGGUCGCCCACUAUCUGCAUGGCUUACCUCAUGAAGACCAAGCAGUUCCGCCUGAAGGAGGCCUUUGAUUACAUCAAGCAGAGGAGGAGCGUGAUCUCACCCAACUUCGGCUUCAUGGGCCAGCUCCUCCAGUACGAAUCUGAGAUCCUGCCUUCCACGCCCAACCCCCGGCCUCCCUCCUGCCAAGGGGAGGCGGCAGGCUCCUCAUUUAUAGACCAUUUGCAGACUUUGAGCCCUGACAUGCAGGGCGCUUACUGCGCAUUCCCUACCUCGGUGCUGGCACCAGUGCCCCCGCUCUCGACGGUCACGGAGCUCCACAGGAGUCCUGUGGCCACAGCCACGUCCUGCUGAGACUUGGAUGGGGUCCCGGCCCAGCCCCAGGAGCAACUGUGACUUUGUUCAAGUUUGUGGACAUUUCAUUCCUGUGCACUACUGAAGACCUCUCUCUGUCACACUGCCCCACUGAGGCAGUGAGGGGCCCGCAGGCUUGCAGCACAGAUGAACUUCAGCCUGACCUCGAGGACAGGUCCUUGGGACCGAAGGAAGGCCAAGCCAUUAGGGUAGCACAGUGUGUGCUCACUACUGUACUUCCAGACCCCCUGCCCUCUCAGGACGGCCCAGUCCUCGCACCUCAGAAUUCGCCUUUUCAUUUCAAGCAUAAGGCAAUAAAUACCUGCAGCAACGUAGCGGGGAGAAGUUGCUGGACUAGGAGAAAAGGCAGUUACAAAGCCAAUUCAUCCUGAAGGAAGCACAAUUUCCACCUUAUUUUUUGAACUUUGGCAGUGUCCGUGUCUGUCUUUGUUGCUUUAGGGCAUAAGCUGAUCCCCGCCAUGUCAGGAGAGCAACCCUCUUGGGUUUGUAGGGAUACGACGUGUAUGCCAGUGGAAACCCUGAAAUGUUUUAGGGGUUCUUUUUGGACCCAGGGGAGGCAACUGAUGGAAGGUGCCAGAUGUUGACUCUCCUGGGUGUCUUUUUCGCUGUGGGUUUCUCCCCUGACCUUGGACUUUGGCAUGAUUCUGACUCCUACUUGAACCUGUCUCCUUGCGUCUCUCUUGGGAGCAACUGGUGUCAUGUGCAAAGUUUUCAGACCAUAAACUAAAAUCACCUCUUUGAGGUGGUGGCAGUGGGUGCCUGGAGAAGAGAGAGCCCACUGUGUGUUCCAGAUCAGUGGCACUGAAAACAGUCACUCUUCGCCUGCUGUGUCCCUCUGUGUGCUUGUGUCUCAUCUCUUGUGACACUUAUUUUUCUCCCUGCCCCUGGGGUUAUCUUCAAGCUACUGACUUCUGGGAUUUACAGAUUUUGCAGUGUGGUACUUCCUUUCGGUUUAGGUUAUUUCUCCAGGGGAAAAGGCAAUAAUUUCCUAAAACCCAUGUGAAUGUGAAGAAAAGCAGUAUGUUACUGAUUGUCCUUGUUGUUUUUUUAUAGUGCAAAAUAAAAAUAGUAAGAUGAAAGCA
This is a messenger RNA of Chinchilla lanigera (long-tailed chinchilla), 2254 nucleotides long. It is a transcript of the gene Dusp5, whose product is annotated as dual specificity phosphatase 5. Gene Ontology annotation, biological process: protein dephosphorylation; negative regulation of MAPK cascade; endoderm formation. NCBI's taxonomy places the organism in Eukaryota, Metazoa, Chordata, Mammalia, Rodentia, Chinchillidae. Gene Ontology annotation, molecular function: MAP kinase tyrosine/serine/threonine phosphatase activity; protein tyrosine/threonine phosphatase activity. Gene Ontology annotation, cellular component: cytoplasm; nucleus. The record is from RefSeq and is a predicted model, not a curated record.